Molecule: messenger RNA, 557 nt
Organism: Belonocnema kinseyi
Lineage: Eukaryota; Metazoa; Arthropoda; Insecta; Hymenoptera; Cynipidae
Product: acylphosphatase-1-like
Exons: 4
Coding region: 87-470 (127 amino acids)
Molecular function (GO): acylphosphatase activity
Source: RefSeq, a predicted model, not a curated record
GAUAAAUUGAAAGACAAUCACUAAAUUACGUAUUUUCGUCUGCUCUCUAGAUUCCAACAAAUUUUGACAGUUACGCGCAAAUAUUUAUGAUAAGUCCAAGAGCAUUGCGUCUAUUAAUUUACAGUCUUGGUGUCCUUUUAUUGAUUUCGUUGAAAGUUGUAAUCGUUGACACCCUUGGAAUGUCGACUUUGGUGGCCUUGGAUUUCGAAGUUUAUGGAACAGUCCAGGGUGUCUGCUUCAGAAAGUACACUCAAAGAGAAGGAAAAAAAUUAGGAUUAUGUGGAUGGUGCAUGAAUACAGAGCGAGGGACAGUUGUGGGACAAUUGCAGGGAGAAAAAUCAAAAAUCGAAGAAAUGAAACUUUGGCUGCAACAUAAGGGAAGUCCGAGUUCCUCCAUCGAAAAAGCAGAUUUCCGAAACGAGAAGGAAAUUCCCGAAUUAACCUUCAAGGAUUUUACCAUUAGAAAAUAAAAAAUCUAAAAAAUUUUUUAAAAUUAUUUUCGAAUAAUGUCUUUGCUAACAUCGAGAUCAUAAAAAAAAUUUAUUUAUUUUAGAUUU